AUGUCAAACCAAACAAAGGGACGCUCAGGAGGCGUUCUGCCUGUAAAUGCAGCGACUAGAAAGAAUGCAACCCCACAGUCCGGGUCCAAAUCUACAGCAAGAACUCCAGCUCCAAGACUGAGACUCGUGAUUCGACGAUUGCCGCCUGGCCUGACCGAGAACGAGUUCUGGGCGGUGCUAGGUGAUGAGUGGAAAGUCGGCGCUGGCAAGACAGAAUGGGCAGCCUUCAAGAAUGGAAAGAUUUCCAAAGACAUCGCUAAGCCAUCUCGACCGGCGAGAGCAUAUAUCAAAGUGAAGGAACAGUCCUUGCUGGAUGUUCUGUCUGCAGCGGUCAAGGAAGCGUCAUUUCAGGAUGCCAAAAACACCAGCAGGGACCCGUGCCUGCUAGGACCUCCUUCUCUGGAGUUUGCACCCUACAAUAAAACGCCCAGUGGCCGUGUCCGAAAUGAUGGAAGACAAGGCACCAUUGACCAAGACCAAGAAUUCAUCGAUUUCCUGCAAAGCCUGACCGAACCCAUCACCAAGGCUGCUUCAAACGGAGUGGAUGCUACCGAUGCUAAGUCGGAAAAGGUCUCCAUCACGCCCUUGGUCCAGUAUAUCAAGGAGAAGAAGGCGAACAAGGCUAAGGAGUCCUCUCAAGCGAAGGCAGCAAAGGCUCGUGAAAGUAAAGAAGCAAAGCCAACGAAGUCGGAGACUCGUCCGACCGUUGUCGUCAAGGGUAAGAAUCCCACGACAGUAGAGAAAGAAAAGGAGAAGGAUAAAGAGAAGGAUAAGGAGAAAGAGAAAGAGCGAGUAGCCAAGGCGACCCAAGAUGCUGUCAAGGCCAUCAACAAGUCGGUUGCUGCGAUGCCUGGGAAGCAGACCCCAGCGAAAGGCGAAGCAAAGCAGUCUAAGAAGGAGACAAUGGCGUCUCAACCAGCAGUGGCACCAGCGUCAACACCAGCCAAGCGAGAACGGGAGCGAGGUAACGCAAGCGCUGCUGCUCGCAUGCUUCAGCGUGAUCUAGGCUUGGUCGCAAAAGAAAGCAAGUCACAGCGGACCCCGAAAACCUCGACUUCGACUACUACUGCAGCAGAGGCUGCGACCGGUUCAUCCACGAAACCAGUAGCUGCUCCUUCGAAUAAGACCUCAGGGACUCUAGAGCAGCAGAAAACCACUACAAAGCCAUCUACACCAACGACAACAGCUCCGCCCACCGGACCACGAGCCUCUCGCACUGCCAGCACCGCAUCAGCCAAGCCUGCUGCAACCUCGUCUCAGCGCUCUACCAAGGCCGGUCCCCAACCAUCGGCCGGCGCGAAAUCUGCAUUCCUCAAACACGCAAAUUCCUCGCAGGGGAUCACGGAGGAGGCCUUGCGCACUGUCUUUAAAGAAUUCGGCACUAUAUCUCGCUGCGAGAUCGACAAGAAGAAAGGUCUGGGGUACAUUGACUUCAGCGAAGCCGAUGCGCUCAAAAAGGCAAUGGUGGCUAGCCCGGUCAAAGUUGCGAAUGGUCAGGUUGUCGUGCUGGAGAACAAACCACAGCAUGGGAAGCGGGGAGGUCAGGGAUCUCAGACUCAAACUGGCUCGGGAACGACCAAAGCAGUGGCGAGUACAACCGGCCCAAAUCAGGCAUCAGCUCCUUCACCGGCCCCGGCGGCUGUGGUAUCAGCAGCUGCUGGCUCGAGGACGAGCUCGCCCAAAGUCGGUACAGCACCCGGAUUGACUCCAACGACCGCAAAUUCCAAUUCUGCACCAGGAUCAACACCAACCACGCCAACCACGACUGCUCCGGCGGCUGCAGGUAGCACACCACCUGUUACGCCGCGAGAUUCUUCGCGAGGAGGCGCAUCUGGAGGUGGAGCUGGAGGCCGGGGCGGACGAGGUAAUGCUCGAGGGCCAAGCCAAGGAUCGAAACAAGGACAGCGCGGUGGGAAGAGUGGUGGUGGAAGACGGGCUGGCGGCGCUGCUUCAGCUUCAUCUUCGACACCCAAUGCUGCGAGCGGGAGUGCGGAUGCAACUGCGGCUUCUAAGGCUCCUGCGAAGGUCGAGCCGAAGAAAGAUUGA
Molecule: messenger RNA, 2046 nt
Organism: Capronia coronata CBS 617.96
Lineage: Eukaryota; Fungi; Ascomycota; Eurotiomycetes; Chaetothyriales; Herpotrichiellaceae
Exons: 2
Coding region: 1-2046 (681 amino acids)
Biological process (GO): positive regulation of translation; nuclear-transcribed mRNA catabolic process, nonsense-mediated decay
Cellular component (GO): cytoplasm; nucleolus
Molecular function (GO): mRNA binding
Source: RefSeq, a predicted model, not a curated record